ACAUGAAUUGCAAAGUAAGUUUCGUUUCGUGUUUAAUCGAUCGUUUGGAAUAUUGCAAUAAGAAACUCGUAAAAGGAAAUUUCUAUUUUGGAAGGGAUUUAUGAAUGUGUGGCUAUUUUGUCCAUAAAAUAACGAAUAUGUGUUAAAACUUUAAUUAAGAAUUUAACGUUGCUAAAUUAACGGCCGGUGUUCGGGACCCUAGAGCCGCAACGGAUUAGUUUGAUGACCACAGAAAUAAACCAAACAGGAAACGCGGAUGCAAAGCCGGUGUGUUAUCUGGUUACAGAAGGAAACCCGCAUGCCUACCCGCUGCUCCGCUGCGACACCGUCACCAUAGUAACGCGGGCGGAGUGGGGCGCCAAUGCGUGCAAGUCGGUCAACUACAUGGGCACGCCUGUCAGCGUCGUCUUCAUCCACCACACGGCGAUGAGUGAGUGUCACACGCAGGAUGCGUGCGCAGAAGAGAUGCGCGUCAUACAGCGCUUUCAUCAGGUGGACAGAGGUUGGGAUGACAUCGGGUACAACUUUUUAAUAGGACAGGACGGUCGGGCCUACGAAGGCCGCGCCUGGGACCGGAUUGGAGCGCACACAAAAGGCUGGAACGACGUAGCGAUUGCCUUCUCCAUUAUGGGCGAUUUCAGUAACAAGCUCCCGAACGCUGCGGCCUUGGACGCCGUUAAAGCCAUGAUCGACCUCGGGAUCAAACUCGGAAAGAUCACCCCGAACUAUAAACUGUACGGCCACAGGGACGCUGGCACCACGGAGUGCCCGGGGCAGACGCUGUAUGAGCUGAUUCGAACCUGGGACCAUUUCGGUCGCGUUGGCGACCAGCCUCCCGUGAAACCCACGCCAAUUCCUUACCGCCCCACGGCGUCCACCGGUGGCAACUAUUGACAACAAAUAUUCCGUAGGAUGUACGAGUAAUUAAAAAGUACAAGUGAUCUGUUUUAUCACAUUUAUAAUGUUUAUUACUAUUACUGUUUAUUACUAGAUCUUCGAUCUAACGUACAUUAAAUAAAUCCGUUGCCGCAACAGGGUUGCGUCGACCUAACGUCGA
Dreissena polymorpha is the source of this 1057-nucleotide messenger RNA. Its product is annotated as peptidoglycan-recognition protein SC2-like. Gene Ontology annotation, molecular function: N-acetylmuramoyl-L-alanine amidase activity; zinc ion binding; peptidoglycan binding. The transcript has 3 exons. Gene Ontology annotation, biological process: innate immune response; peptidoglycan catabolic process. The record is from RefSeq and is a predicted model, not a curated record. Bases 223 to 894 code for a protein of 223 amino acids. Lineage: Eukaryota; Metazoa; Mollusca; Bivalvia; Myida; Dreissenidae.